CUUCACUGUAAGGAUCUCACAGUAAGAGCAGGGAAAUGGAGAUCGCAAGAUUUGGAACAAUGAUGAGAUUCCUCCUAAGUGUUGGGAUCCUUUUUCAAGGGUGUCAUUCAGAUGUGAAAUGCAGGGAUGACAAAGGAAACGAGGUGGACUGGUAUAUCCUGUACAAGUUUCCCAAUGUGAAUGGUGGUGGUUUGUCAUAUCUGUACAUGGAUGAGAGCACCGACGGAUGGAAAGUCAGCAAAGAGGAAAUCAACAGUAAAUCUGGCACUCUGGCAAACACCCUGAAACCUCUGCUGGACUUCUACGACACAAAGACUGAAGGCUUUGGAUACAUGCUCUAUAGUGAUCAACCUCCUGAACCAUAUGUUGCUCCUCCAUCAUUUGGCCACAGUAAAGGAGUCGUGCUGUUAGACAGACAGACUGGAGUUUGGCUCUCACACAGUACACCAAAAUUCCCAACGUAUCGCAGGAAAGACUUCUGGCCAAGCAGUGGAAAUGCUAACGCUCAAACAUUUAUGUGUGUCACUUUCUCCUAUGAUCAAUUCAAAGAAAUAGGUUUGCAGCUCAAGUACAUCCAUGCUUACUCCUAUGACUCUGAGAUCCCGAAAACCUUUCACAGUGAGCUGCAGUGUGUUGCACAGCGGAGCUGCUACCCAAAGACGGAGCCCUGGUUUAGUGUCAAGAAUCUGACGUCAAUGACAGGACGUACAUUUUCCAGCUUUGCAAAGUACACACGUUUUGGGGAUGAUCUUUACUCCGGCCUCAUUGUGAACUAUCUGAAGGAGAAUCUGUAUGUGAAGAGCUGGGGAAAGAUGCAUCGCCCUCUGCCUUCUAACUGCAGCACCAGUAUCCCUCAUCAUGUCUACAAUGUGAAGGAAGUAACGCUGCUGAAUGGGAAUCCCUUCAGCGAUACUGUAGAUCACUCCAAGUGGUGUGUGACUCCUAAAGGUAGCUGGACCUGCAUAGCUGAUAUGAACAGGGAAGUGAGUCAGAUGAAAAGAGGUGGAGGAGCAAUUUGCACUGACAACAAUGCAGUUUUAAAGGCUUUCACUGGCAUAAUCACAAAGUAUGAUCCGUGUAACUUUGCACAUCCACGUAAUCACAUGUUGCGCAUCAACUUUCAUUCAAAUGUAAACAAGAGGAAACGUGCACCACCAAAACCCAAACACCAGCUCAAGUUCCCAGCCACUGUUAGAAGAGCGGGGAAAUCAGCAAACAGAUUCAAACACAAAAAAAUCAUCUCAACAAAAAUAAAACGGGGUCCUAGGACUGGACUCUUCAAACUGCCGCCUGCUUCACAUGGUCAGCGUUAA
Molecule: messenger RNA, 1313 nt
Organism: Epinephelus lanceolatus (giant grouper)
Lineage: Eukaryota; Metazoa; Chordata; Actinopteri; Perciformes; Serranidae
Product: deoxyribonuclease-2-alpha-like
Biological process (GO): apoptotic DNA fragmentation
Molecular function (GO): deoxyribonuclease II activity
Source: RefSeq, a predicted model, not a curated record